AUGAGCCAAUCGAUUUUAGGAUAUGAAACAGCAAACAAUGAGAAUUAUUUAUAUAAAAUUAUUUAUUAUGUGGAAAAUUUAUUAUUUCAGCUUCUAAGGGCCCAGGAACUGAAUAUUAAACUUUAUAACGGAAUAACAAAUGAUUAG
Messenger RNA from Racocetra fulgida, 147 nucleotides. The record is from the annotation of a GenBank genome assembly. NCBI's taxonomy places the organism in Eukaryota, Fungi, Glomeromycota, Glomeromycetes, Diversisporales, Gigasporaceae.